Salvia splendens (bonfire salvia) is the source of this 1842-nucleotide messenger RNA. RefSeq names its product pentatricopeptide repeat-containing protein At3g54980, mitochondrial. The transcript has 2 exons. The record is from RefSeq and is a predicted model, not a curated record. Gene Ontology annotation, molecular function: protein binding. NCBI's taxonomy places the organism in Eukaryota, Viridiplantae, Streptophyta, Magnoliopsida, Lamiales, Lamiaceae. The coding region runs from base 1 to 1842 and encodes 613 amino acids.
AUGAUUGACAAUGCUCGCUGCUUGUUUAAGGACGUAGUUUUGAAGGGUAUUAGUUAUGAUUGUGAUACCGUAUACAUGAUGAUGUGUGCAAGUCUGAGAGAUGUUCGUGCUGCUUGUAUGAAGCUGGAAAGCCAUGUUGCUGUUGGCUUGUUGAGUGAGAUGAAGGAUAGGGGUUGGGUUCCACCGGAGGGUACCUUUACACUUGCAAUUUGUACUUGUGUUAAGCAAAGGAAUAUGACAGAGGCGUUGAGGCUGAAGGACGAGAUGAUUAACAGUGGACAUUCGUUGAAUUUGGUGGUUGCGACUAGCUUGAUCAAGGGAUAUUAUCAGCAGGGUGAUCUGAAUAGCUCGUUGGCGUUGUUUGAUAAGAUAGUUGAAGACGGACUUGCUCCAAAUAAGGUCACCUACGCGGUCACCAUAGAAGGAUGCUGUGUUCAUGGGAAUAUGGAGAAGGCAAAAGAGUUAUACCAUAGUAUGAAAUCUGCAGGUAUACAACCAACUGUAUACACUGUGAAUUCUAUAAUUAGAGGUUAUUUGCGAAUUGAAUUGCUAGAUGAGGCGAUGGGAAUAUUUGAUGUUGCUGUGAAGGAUUGCGUAGCAAAUAUUUUCACUUACAAUGAUAUGCUAUCCUGGUUCUGUGGAAAUGGUAGAUUAGAUGAUGCAUACGAGAUGUGGAAUAAGAUGAUUGAUCGGGGGGUUGAACCAACGGUUGUUUCCUACAAUAAUAUGAUUCUUGGGAACUGCAGAAAAGGGAAUAUUGAUGUUGCAUUGAACUUACUUUCUGAAGUGGCUGUAAAGAACUUAAAACCAAAUGUAGUUACGUAUAGUAUAUUGAUUGAUGGGCAUUUCCGAAAGGGUGAAACUGGAAAGGCCAUUGGACUGUUUGACCUUAUGAUAAACUCGGGGAUUGUUCCAACUAAUGUCACGUUCCAUACGGUCAUCAAUGGGUUAUGCAAAGCUGGCCAAACCGCUGUAGCAAAAGAGUCGAUGGAAAAGUAUGUGUCGAUGGGUUUCAAGCCUGGUUGCAUGACUUAUAAUUGCCUUAUUAAUGGCUUUAUCAAGGAAGGUGCUAUUGACUCAGCCUUAGCUGUCUAUGAUGAGAUGUGUAGAGCCGGACUUGUGCCCAAUGUUGUUACCUACACCACUCUGAUUGAUGGAUUUUGUAGAGGACAGACUCUGGAUCUUGUGCUAAACGUGUGGAAUGAGAUGCGUGCCAAAAAAAUUACAAUGGAUGUAACUGCAUAUAAUGCUCUGAUCGAUGCUUUUUGCAAGAGAAACGACAUGAAAUGUGCAUCUCAACUUUUUGAUGAACUUAUAGAAGCUGGUUUAUCUCCAACGACCGCUGUUUACAACACCAUGAUUGGUGGUUUCAGAAACCUAUAUGAUAUGGACUCAGCGCUUAACUUGUAUAAAAGAAUGAGGAGCGAAGGGACUCGGUGUGAUUUGAAAACAUACACCACUUUGAUGGAUGGGCUGUUGAAAGUUGGAAAUAUAGAGCUUGCAACAGUUUUCUACCAGAAGAUGCUUGCAAAGAACAUCAUGCCUGAUGUCAUCACGUACUCUGUUUUAAUACAUGGUCUUUGCAAUAAAGGACAGUUGGAAAAUGCUCGUAAGGUCCUUGACGAGAUGCUCAGUAAGAGCGUCACUCCUAAUGCGCUUAUUUAUAAUACACUUAUUGGGCGAAACUUCAAGGAAGGUAAUUUCCAAGAGGCUUUUCGGUUGCAUGAUGAAAUGCUUGAUAGUGGUCUUGCCACUGAUGAUACCACUUUCGACAUUCUCCUGAAUGAUAAGCUUAAGAAGAAAACAUCCCACCGGGAGUUCUUCUACGGUCGGGCUAUGUGA